AUGGCAUAUGAGCACAGCCAUGAUAACGGCUCCGUUCCCGAUAAGUAUCGCCAGUAUAAGGCAAACACAGACCACGAUUUAUAUAUCCAGAUCAGUCACACAGUCGGACUCAUUGCUGAAUACGGGGCUUAUGUUGAAUAUGUAGUCGUAAUCAAAAAACGGUUGCUUUUCAUACGGGUGACAUGUCUGUCCUCAUCGGUACUGACACUGUCGGCCAUCUCAUGCGACCGUUUUGUGGCCAUUCUGUACCCAUUGAGAGCCCGGUUCACGAAACAACGGACAGCCCUUAUAAUAACCAUCAUUUGGAUUGUCUCGAUGUUUAUAUCGAUCCCAUUCUUCUUAUACCGAAAGCACCACAUCAUUGAAUGGCACGACUUCACCGAAAGCCGGUGUAUCGAGACGUGGCCGACACCCCGGUUCUGGGACUCCCAUAGAAAACAAUGCGUUACUUUGAAUACUUAUAAACAACUUUAUUAUUCAAUCGUCACAAUUAUGCUAUUCUUCAUACCGGUGCUCGUUAUGGUCACCGCCUAUUCUUUUGUCAUUAAAAGACUCUGGACUCGGGUCGUCCCGGGAGAGUGUCUACCAAAAGGUGGUCAACACUCCAGACAAAUAGCCGCCAAAAAGAAACUGCCUCAAUGGUUUUCAUGGCUCUCAUAUGUGUCUCAUUUCAUAGCGUAUGGCUCGUCGGCCAUAAACCCAAUCAUUUACGGCGGAUUCAAUCAAAACUUUAGGCACGCACUCAAUGCUAUACUCCGGUGUCGUUUUAGGGCUAUCCGGCGACCCAUUUGUAAGUCAUCAAUCAUUUGGUACUAA
Oppiella nova is the source of this 816-nucleotide messenger RNA. The record is from the annotation of a GenBank genome assembly. NCBI's taxonomy places the organism in Eukaryota, Metazoa, Arthropoda, Arachnida, Sarcoptiformes, Oppiidae.